UCGUCCACAAAGUCACCUCGUUUUGUGUCGGUCAGACAGUUAGCUGAGCUAGCAGAGUUAGCCUGAUCACAGGACCAGAGAGGGAAGGUCGAAAGUAGGACAGCAACAUCCUCUCUAUCCAUUAAACUGUACUUUAUUGCCCCGACAACGGUACGCAACUAGGCGAAGGCUAAACUCUGCACGCUUUUCAGUCAGUGGCCUUUAAAAAGCCGUUAGCUAGCUAACUUUAGCAGGCUAGCUUCAAAUUUCACUGUCUACAUUUCCAUCUGGACUUUUACAAUCAUGGCUGCACUGAGAGCGUCCUAUCACAGGAUUUUGGACAGGAUCGAGCAUAUACUGCCGGCCAAACUGAGACCUUUAUACAACCACCCGGCAGGCCCAAAAACGGUUUUCUUCUGGGCCCCAAUGUUUAAAUGGGGUCUGGUUUUCGCUGGAUUGGCUGAUAUGACUCGACCAGCAGAAAAACUCAGCACCUCCCAGUCUGGAGUGCUGACAGCCACAGGUCUGAUCUGGUCCAGAUAUUCGCUGGUCAUUAUCCCGAAAAACUGGAACCUCUUUGCCGUCAACUUCUUUGUUGGCAGUGCAGGAGCCUCCCAGCUCUAUAGGAUUUGGAGGUACCACCAGGACCAGAAGGCACAAGAAGCCAAGGCGGCUGCAGAGUCCUGAGUGCUUUUCUGUUGCCAACGCUCCACUUUGGUGGACUCAAAGGGAGACUGCAUCGGGCAUGAACCUGCCCCUUCUAAUCAUCAUCAUCAUCAUCAUCUCCACCUCAUCAAAGUCGUCUCCGUAACAUCCAUGCCAUAGUCAUUAUUUUACCACACCAAGCCUGUUUGCCCUGUUGGAAAUGUGCACUUCUCCUUAAGUUUCCAAUUUCCUCAGGGCAUUUUAAAAAAAAAUAAAAUAAAAAGGAUAAAGUUAAGGACGUUUUUUUAACUGUAGUCAACACAAACUCAAGAAUGGUUGUCAUCAGCGCACAAUAAUACUUGUUCAGCAAGUUGUAUGAUUGUACAUUAAUUUAAGUUCAUGCUUUAUAUCUCAUGCACUAGUUGGGAAGUUUUUUGCUUUUUCCAUCAUCAUUUUUCGAGUGUAGCAAUCAGUACCUCAUGCAAUAAUUUCCCAAACAUGUAAAUCUUGGAUGUGUGUUGAACGUGGUUUAAGGAAUGUUUUCCCAAUGAAUUUAAGACAGGUUUUGUCACUUUUAUCAUUUCCGUACUUAUUUAUAAUUUGGUUCCAGCCACAGCAUCUGUUUCUCUUAUAAUUAAAUCAGUAUUGAUAACGUACCAAUUUCUUCCAUUUACAUUUUUUUUUACAAAUGGCUUUAACACGUACUGUGUGUGAACAAAUCCUGAUUUAUAAAUCGACGUUCUAACUUGAAUGAAAUUUUUCUUGUCAUCAGAAAUGUACAGGCAGAAGCUGUUAUUUUUGGUUCUUAAUAUUUAUACCAAUGCCACUUAUUUAACCUGUGCAGCUGUUUGUUGUUACCCAAGAGUCGACCAUCAGACUUUUAUCGCAACCUUGCUGUUAAAUGCCUCUUUGUUCUUAGAAAGGUGUUGUAUAUUUUCUGUAAGACUACUUUCUUUAACAUGUUCUCACUGUAAUUAUACAUUUUAAUCACGUUUUACUAUUUUAUCAAUAAUUGGAGUGAUGACGUAAAUUAUUUCUGAACCUGCUGAAUGAAAAAAAAUGGCAUCUUGAGAGUUGAUUUGUGGUGACUCUGUGGCAAAGUGAUGCUAAUAAAUCCUUUUAACACCAA
Messenger RNA from Sphaeramia orbicularis (orbiculate cardinalfish), 1753 nucleotides. It is a transcript of the gene mpc2b, whose product is annotated as mitochondrial pyruvate carrier 2b. Gene Ontology annotation, cellular component: mitochondrial inner membrane. The transcript has 5 exons. The coding region runs from base 283 to 666 and encodes 127 amino acids. NCBI's taxonomy places the organism in Eukaryota, Metazoa, Chordata, Actinopteri, Kurtiformes, Apogonidae. Gene Ontology annotation, biological process: pyruvate import into mitochondria. The record is from RefSeq and is a predicted model, not a curated record.